Molecule: messenger RNA, 1712 nt
Organism: Anopheles moucheti
Lineage: Eukaryota; Metazoa; Arthropoda; Insecta; Diptera; Culicidae
Product: zinc finger protein 419-like
Exons: 2
Coding region: 4-1323 (439 amino acids)
Biological process (GO): regulation of transcription by RNA polymerase II
Cellular component (GO): nucleus
Molecular function (GO): RNA polymerase II cis-regulatory region sequence-specific DNA binding; zinc ion binding; DNA-binding transcription factor activity
Source: RefSeq, a predicted model, not a curated record
GAAAUGAAUUCCAUCAUGAAUCGUGGUCGUUGCGUGGCGUGUCACAUCGAGGAACCCGGCAUGAUAGCGAUCUACCAACAUCCACGGGGCGUCGAUCGUCUGUGGACAUACGUGACCGGAAUUAUCGUAAAAGCCAAAGAUCAACUCUGCAUACCGUGUUACGAUGAGCUGCGGAUAGCACACAGAUUCAAGGAAAAGUGUAUCCACAACAACAUUAACCGUUUGGGCUUGGGCCUUCCGCGAAGAACGGCAACACACAACAGUCAACAGGAUACACCGACCAGUGACGAAUCGAUUACCGUUCCUCGAAUGACUCCGGAACCGCUCAUGACGGCACGACUGGGAGAGAGUAGCCAUGUUCCGGUGGAAGAAUGCCGGCCGAUACAACCCCGAACGGAACAUCCACCCAGCAGGCAUGAGUUUGUGAUCAAAUCCGAAUCCCCACCGGAACAGGACGACAUUCAACAUCAACCGACGCUAGGGCCCGAUGUUCCGCAGCUGGAUUGUGUUUCGUUGCUUAACGAUAGUAUUGGCACAACGAACCAAAGUGGCCACGACCCGACAGUGCCGUCAAUUGAUGUGGUGAAAAUGGAGCUGGAACUAUCAUUGGACGAUAUUGGGCUGAGAGAAUCCCUCUCCGGGGACAGUGCAAAUGAAGACUCGGACGAAGGGCACGACAGUAAAGCAGAAGAAAUGACGGAUCCACCCACCGGCUCCGGGUCGGUGCUACCACAGUGUGCCCAAUGCGGUCAAACGUUCCACACACGAACGGCAUUGAAACAGCACCAGCAGUUGGAACACAAGAAAAUACGCCGAGACAACACGAACGCGGUCAAGUAUCGGCGUGUGCUUUCGGGCAAGAUUAAUGCACUGAUGUGCCGGUACUGCUAUCGCGAGUUCAGCGAACCGGAGGCAAAAGCAGCCCACGAGAAUACGCAUCUGAGCGAUCCGAAACCAUUCCAGUGUUCGUAUGCCGAUUGUAACCGCUUUUUCCAGCACCGAUCCGCACUGAAUCGACACUUUUACACGCACGUUACGCCGAAACGGUUCAAGUGCAGUGUCUGCCCGAAACGGUUCCAUCAGCAAAGCUCGAUGGUGGUCCACGAACGGUUGCACCGGGGCGAUAAGCCCCACAUCUGUCCGCAGUGUGGCAAGGGCUUUACGCACGUGUCGAACGUGAAGCGACACAUUCGGUUUCACAAUGGUGAAAAACCGUACCAGUGCGGCAAGUGUCCGGCACGGUUCACCACCAGCACCGAUCUGCGCCGGCACAUGAACAGCCGCCGGUGCAUGAUGAUGUGGUCGCUGAAAGCGUCCAAAUAGUGGAUAGGCGGGGUUACAAGGGCAGCAGAAGGGUUUAUAGGGCGAAAAAGUUUAAGUUUUGUAAUGCGGGAUACACACACCAUGCUUAUUGGCGGUUCCAAUGCUAACGGCCGUUGCCUUUGCCUUUCGUGCAUCCGAAAUUAUGUUAGGGGUUAUUUUUACAUUAAUUUAUAAUACAAUAGUUUAAAGAGUUCAUUUCGAUGGGUUUGAAACCAAAUCUAAUUUCAUUUGCAGUAGCAAUCGUUAUACCAGAUAUCUUCGUUUCCCUGACAGAAUUCUAAAAUCUAAAAUGCGAAUCAUUUAGGUGUGGAAAAUACCUUAAGUUCUUCUACCGAAGCAAUAUCUCCUUAAAAGGAAAAUAUAUUUUUUCUUUCUUUUUAGGUUUAAGU